Didymosphaeria variabile is the source of this 1494-nucleotide messenger RNA. RefSeq names its product SWI/SNF and RSC complex subunit Ssr3 (gene ssr3). Gene Ontology annotation, biological process: regulation of transcription by RNA polymerase II. The coding region runs from base 1 to 1494 and encodes 497 amino acids. Gene Ontology annotation, cellular component: SWI/SNF complex; nucleus. Lineage: Eukaryota; Fungi; Ascomycota; Dothideomycetes; Pleosporales; Didymosphaeriaceae. The transcript has a single exon. The record is from RefSeq and is a predicted model, not a curated record.
AUGAUCAGAAAGGCUGACCUGGAGCACAUGUUCCGCAAGCCAGCCCCUAUAGCACACCCGAACCAGUACCCGCCGCCGCCGCAGCAGCACCACAACAAUGCCCAAAUGAUCCAGCAGCAGAGCGCCGAACAGGCGAAGCGCGACCGCUUGCGCCGCAUGGCCAAGACGCCCACUAACAAAAAUGUGCCCGAGGGCGUCGAGGACAUCUGCAUUGGUGACGGCGUCGCCCGCUACAAGGAGCUGCGCGAGGUCGAGCGCACGCUCGACGCUACUAUGAUGCGCAAAAAGCUCGAGGCCUCCGACUCGGUCUACCACUCGCGCAGCGGUCGCACCGGCACCGUGCGCAUUUGGAUAUCCAAUACCGCCGAAAACCAGCCCUGGCAGAGCAGCGGCAUGGACGCCGAUGCCUUCGAUUUCGAGAGCGACACGAAUGCGACGUACCGCGUAAAAAUCCAGGGCCGCCUGCUCGACGAAGGCAGCGACGAGGGCCUCGAAGAGGAGGAGGACGAGAAAGACCCGGAUGUCAUGGAGGAGGACGGCGCAGAGGGCGAGAAGAAGGAUGACUCGGCGCAAAAAACUAAGCCCUUCUCCCAAUUCUUCACAUCCGUGACCAUUGACUUCGAUCGCGCCAAGAGUCUGCAGCCGGACAACUUCACGCAGAUUGAGUGGAAGCGGCCAGAGGGUGCCCAGCCGCAGGACAAUCCGUUCAGCCAGAUCGAAUUCGAGCGCAAGGGUGACGAGAACAUCAAUAUCACUAUCAAUCUCCAGCGCCACCAAAAUCCUGAGAUCUUCCGCCUGAGCAAACCGAUGGCGGAGCUUUUGGACACAGACGAGGAGGACCGCGCUGGCAUACUGAUGGGCGUUUGGGAAUACGCGCGCUCUCAAAACCUACAACAAGACGAUGACGAGCGCAAGUUUGCCUGCGACUCCAAGCUCAAAGCCCUCUUCAAUGGCGCAGACUCCUUCUACUUCCCCAGCCUCCCGCAGCUCAUCAAGCCGCAUCUCACGACCCUUCCUCCCGUCCAGCUCCAGUACACCAUUCGCGUCGACAAGGAGUACCUACAACCAUCUCCCGAAUCCGGCAAGCAGCCCUCCGAGCCUACCAUCUACGACGUACAGGUCGCACUUGACGACCCUCUCCAACCGCUACUCCACAGCAUUCUCCGCUCAAAGCAGAGUACAGAGACGCUCCAGCAGAUCCACAGCAUCGACGACCAAAUCGUGCUUCUCAUGAGCGCUCUCAGUAGAUCGAAGGCCAAGCACGCUUUCUAUACCAGCAUGGCCACGGAUCCUGUCGCAUUUGUUAAGCGCUGGUUCUCGUCGCAGAAGCGCGAUCUAGAGGUCAUCAUGGGAGAUGCAGCUCGUGGUGGAGGUGAAGAUGCUUCGGGCGAGGAGUGGAAGCGUGGAGGGGCGGAGAGCGUAUGGGGAAGCGAGACGGCGAGGGAGAGCGUUGCGUUGUGGUUGGCACGCCAGAGCAUUCCGAAAGCGCAUUAG